Molecule: messenger RNA, 297 nt
Organism: Orycteropus afer afer
Lineage: Eukaryota; Metazoa; Chordata; Mammalia; Tubulidentata; Orycteropodidae
Gene: S100A5
Product: S100 calcium binding protein A5
Cellular component (GO): cytoplasm; nucleus
Molecular function (GO): transition metal ion binding; calcium ion binding
Source: RefSeq, a predicted model, not a curated record
GAACUGCAAACUGUGAUGGAGACUCCUCUUGAGAAGGCCCUGACUACCAUGGUCACCACUUUCCACAAAUAUUCGGGGAGAGAGGGCAGCAAACUGACCUUGAGCAGGAGGGAACUAAAGGAGCUGAUUAAGGAAGAGCUGUGUCUUGGGGAGGAGAUGAAGGAGAGCAGCAUUGAUGACUUGAUGAAGAACCUGGAUAAAAACAGCGACCAGGAGAUCGACUUCAAGGAGUACUCGGUGUUCCUGACAACACUGUGCAUGGCUUACAACGACUUCUUCCUGGAGGACAACAAAUGA